UCCGGGUGCGGCUUCUGUCAUAAAGCAAAGCUGAGACGUUCUUUCUAACGUGGCGUCGUGGGCACUUUGCGCCUCGCCUGGGGUCAGCAAGCAAGGACGAGCGCCGACAGGGGUACUUUGUAGCCAACAGCUGGAGCCGUCCUUGCGUCCCGGGCCCUCGCUGUGGCACCUGUGAUCCCUCAGAGCUGGCUGGGUUUUCAGCCCUCACAGGGGCGCUGAUUCGCAGCUCCAGGACUGCAGAAGAGAUCUUUUCCUCUCAGUUGAAUCUCCCAGUAAAACAAAUCUGAAGUCCCGGAUGUCAUGCAGCUCCCAUCGGAUAAAAACUUUCUUUAAAAGUUCAUGCUUACUAGGGAGUUUGUGGGAAAAGUGAAACCCAAUAUACACAGAACACUAUGGCUGAGCACGGAGCGCACAUUACAACUGCUUCUGUGGCUGAUGACCAGCCAUCCAUCUUUGAGGUGGUAGCCCAGGACAGUUUAAUGACAGCCGUGAGACCUGCUCUGCAGCAUGUGGUCAAGGUUCUUGCAGAAUCCAAUCCUGCCCAAUGUGGCUUCUUUUGGAGGUGGUUUGAUGAAAUCUUUACUCUGCUAGAUUUUCUGCUCCAGCAGCACUAUUUGUCUAAAACCAGUGCCUCAUUUUCUGAGAACUUUUAUGGCUUAAAGCGGGUUGUAAUGGGGGACUCUCCCAGGUUGCAGAGACUGGCCAGCGCGGGUCUCCCCAAGAAGCAGCUUUGGAAAUCAGUUAUGUUCCUGGUUCUUCUUCCCUAUCUGAAAGUGAAGCUGGAGAAGCUGGUCUCCAGCCUGAGAGAAGAGGAUGAAUAUUCCAUUCAUCCUCCUUCUUCCCACUGGAAACGAUUUUACAGAGCCUUUCUGGCAGCCUAUCCAUUUGUUAAUAUGGCCUGGGAAGGUUGGUUUCUUGUACAACAACUUCAAUACAUCCUAGGAAAAGCUCAGCACCACUCACCCCUGCUGAAGCUGGCUGGAGUUCGGCUGGGUCGACUGACAAUUCAGGAUAUACAAGCUCUGGAGCACAGACCAGCUGAAUUUGGCAGGAUGCAGCAACCAGCCAGGAGUGUUAGUGAGAAGAUAAAGUCAGUUCUGAAGAAAGCUGUGGGGGGUGUUGCCUUAUCCCUCUCAAGUGGCCUUUCUGUUGGCGUAUUCUUCCUGCAGUUCCUUGAUUGGUGGUACUCAUCUGAAAAUCAAGAAACCAUCAAAUCACUAACUGCACUGCCUACCCCACCACCACCUGUACACCUAGACUACAACUCUGACUCUCCCCUAUUACCCAAAAUGAAGACUGUGUGCCCUCUGUGCCGUAAAACCCGGGUGAAUGAUACUGUUCUUGCCACCUCUGGUUAUGUGUUUUGUUAUCGCUGUGUGUUUAAUUAUGUGAGGAGUCACCAAGCUUGUCCCAUCACAGGUUAUCCAACAGAAGUACAACAUCUAAUUAAACUGUACUCUCCUGAGAACUAAAAGGAA
Messenger RNA from Ictidomys tridecemlineatus (thirteen-lined ground squirrel), 1478 nucleotides. It is a transcript of the gene Pex12, whose product is annotated as peroxisomal biogenesis factor 12. Gene Ontology annotation, biological process: protein import into peroxisome matrix; protein monoubiquitination. Gene Ontology annotation, cellular component: peroxisomal membrane; peroxisomal importomer complex. Gene Ontology annotation, molecular function: protein binding; zinc ion binding; ubiquitin-protein transferase activity. The record is from RefSeq and is a predicted model, not a curated record. NCBI's taxonomy places the organism in Eukaryota, Metazoa, Chordata, Mammalia, Rodentia, Sciuridae.